Messenger RNA from Galdieria sulphuraria, 547 nucleotides. RefSeq lists its product as uncharacterized. Bases 57 to 353 code for a protein of 98 amino acids. The transcript has 3 exons. NCBI's taxonomy places the organism in Eukaryota, Rhodophyta, Bangiophyceae, Galdieriales, Galdieriaceae. The record is from RefSeq and is a predicted model, not a curated record.
UUGCAGUUUUGAACGCACUAAAACAACACUUAGUGCAACAGAAUGAAGGUGUUCAUAUGGUAAACUUUUCUCCAGGUUCAACUCAACGGAAACCGAUCUUGAAUCACCAGCGUUCCGUGGACCCAGUUGAUACAAGAAGUAUGAAGUCUUACAAAAGUACUUUGGAAAAGUUGAAAAAACUACGAGAAGAAACAAGGCAGUUGUUUUCAGACUUGGAACAGAUGGAAGAAGUCUCUUUAUCCCAUUGGAAUGUGUCAGUGAAUAUGUUGAGUAGUAAGCAAUCGUAUACUUUGAGAAAACUAGAUGUAUUAGAUAGAAGAUAUCGAUAUGCUAUGAUUGCGUUGACAGGGUAACCGAUGGUUAGAGAGUUUAUAACUUUCAAUAGUUUGUUGCAUUGUGUGGAAGGAACACGAAACAUUCUCCUUGUCAUCUUUUUUGGAACUGUUAUAUUGUUCAACAAAAGUAUUUUAUGGUUGGAAGAUUUUUUCAGUUGUCAUAAGGUAUUGUAUAUUAUUGACUAUUAGUAAAUAAAGAACGCUUCUUCACC